CUUUCCUCCAGAUCCUGUUCACAAGGAGCUCAGCUGCGGUUGUUGCUCCGUCGCCUUCGAGCUCCGGCGAACCUUUGCAGCGAGAUCACACUGAUCUGACGGAAUAAUACUAAUACUACUAAUAACAGCAUCUGACUCUGGAUCAUCCAGGUACAUGCAUCUGGGUUUUUGCAUGAACACGAGCAGACAGGGGGGAUUCACGCUCCUCUGUGGGUGAAGCUGGAGCUCGUCUCUCCAGGAGCGUGGAGCCUGAGAUGUGAUGGACGUGGAGCAGUGAUGCUGCGGCUGCAACUGUGACUCAGUCGGGAGGAGAAUCCAGCGACCGGGAGGAGAAGUUGUGCUCCCCGGAUCCAGCGGCUGUUCUCCGGAUCAGAUGCCGCAGAUGCUGCCGGAGUGAGGACGCGUGAAGUGAUCCGAGCGGAGCCACCUCUCCCCCCCCCCACAGACCGGAGGAUGGUCCCCGGGGCCCCCGGCACCAUCACCACCACCACCAUGCUCCCCGCGUCCGAGGCUGCCAAGAUCUACCAGACCAACUACGUGCGCAACUCCCGCGCCAUCGGCGUCCUGUGGGCCAUCUUCACCAUCCUCUUCGCCAUCGUCAACGUGGUGUGCUUCAUCCAGCCCUACUGGAUCGGGGACGGCGUGGACACCCCGCAGGCGGGCUACUUCGGGCUGUUCCACUACUGCAUCGGCAACGGGCUGUCCCGAGACCUGACGUGCCAGGGCAGCUUCACCGAGUUCAGCACCAUCCCCUCCGGCGCCUUCAAGGCCGCCUCCUUCUUCAUCGGCAUGUCCAUGGUGCUGGUGCUCACCUGCAUCGGCUGCUUCACGCUCUUCUUCUUCUGCAGCACCGGCACCGUGUACAAGAUCUGCGGCUGGAUGCAGCUGUCUGCAGGUACUAGUCUGAUCCUGGGCUGCAUGAUCUACCCGGACGGCUGGGACAGCGACGAGGUCAAGAGGAUGUGUGGCGAGCAGACGGACAAGUACACGCUGGGCGCCUGCUCGGUGCGUUGGGCCUACAUCCUCGCCAUCAUGGGCAUCAUGGACGCCCUCAUCCUCUCCUUCCUGGCCUUCGUCCUUGGAAACCGCCAGGACAGUCUGAUGUCUGAGGAGCUGCUGGGAGAAAAGAGCGGAAACAACGCCAUCUAGCGGUCGCAUUGAGUAAAGCAGUCACACACACACACACAGGUCUUGCUGCAGAGACGUGAUGUUACUUCAGGAUCCAGCUGCCGUCUCCUGGUGCAGCUUGUGGCUGAGACACAGAGCUGAUGUGUGGACGGAUUAAUGAAGAAGAGGAGGAGGAGGUCUGGAGGAGAUUGUCCUCCCUGAAUCUCCCUCUGUAAAAUAACCUUCUCAGUCGUCUGAAACUGCUUUUUAUCUGCAGGAUGAACUCUCUCAAAGACUUUCUCCGGGCCUCCGUGUGGACGGGAGGCUCAGUCCACAGGUUCUGCUGAGGGACAAAACAAAGACUUAAUGUGGUAAAUCCGCUCGGGGACACUUGACGUGGCAGCUGCUCAAAUUGAAUCAAAUCAAAAAAAGAAAUUCUCCAGACUUCGAGCGACACAAACGAGGACUUAGGAGACUUGAGGUGAAAGCUGUCGGAACGUCUCUCUCGUCAAAGUCAACAAACUCCAGGAGAAAAAACAGGAGUUCAGUUCCGGUUCGAGACAUCUCAACGCUGAAUAACAGAAAGAACAGUGAUGUUUUGUUAUAACUAAAUGUUUGAUGUGAUAGAAACAUGAGGUAGUAAUUAGAGGUUUUGCUGGUGUCAACUUUGCAAGAAAAUAAAAGAGUUUAAAAAUAAAAGUGUGCUAAAUAGGAGAAAACAUCAAUUAUAUGGAGACUGUAAUCUGUGUGUAGAUGUGUUGGUGACGUCGCUGUACUUUGUCUUGACUUUGAAAAUGGUCCAUUGCUGCGUCUUGUAAUCUGACAGUGUUGUGGCGUUUAGGGAAAAGGGCCUGAGAAACGCUAAAUCAUCAAGAAGUGUGGCUUUAUCCUUUUUUUAAUAUAUAUAUUAUUUUUCACAACUUAAAAAACAACUGACGUUUACAUUAAAGCUGUUAAUGGACGAUGGAACAACAGAAAUCGAUUUAAAGCAAAGAUCUGCUCCGAUGAAGUCAUCAUGGACUGGGACACAACUAGCUAGGCUCUGUGAAAUGACAACAAAAUGUAAUGAAAUGAAACUAAAAUGAAAUCCAUAUUUGAACAUCUCAAAAGCUUGCGGCUGUUGAGCAACCAAACUUGUGUCCAAAACAAAUGUUUAUAGGCAAAUAUCAACUGUAAAAUGGCAAACUGUCAUUUUAAUAUUUAACCAAAUGAGUCAAACUGUUAUUUAAUGAGCUUCACUGAAUUGAAUGAGCCAGACAGACGUCUCUUGUUGCCCCAUGUGUGUUAAUCCAUUCAAUUUUAUGACCUUAUUAACGUACAACAUGAAAUCUAUCGUCUUCGAAUAUUAAAUAAAAGCAUUGAUUUAAUUUCCCUCAAAAGAGCCUUAAAAUGUAUUAAAAAGUCUAUUUCAUUUAUACAUUUUUUCUACACCCGGCUGUGGGCGUUAGCUUUACUUAUAAAAGGUUUGCAUCUGGAAAAUCUAUAAAUCUUUUAAUCCUUCUUUCCAUUCUCAUCAUUUCAUUAUCCAUUUUCUGCUGUUUACCAGCUCCAGGUCGAGUUCAAUUAAUAAUUAAUGACAUUAUGAAUGAUUGAUUUGCUCUGCUGAGAAGUAUUGACAAAUAUAAUGUAACGAUGUAAAGGUCAAUAAAUUCAUGACGUUUGUUUCAUA
This is a messenger RNA of Hippoglossus stenolepis (Pacific halibut), 2776 nucleotides long. RefSeq names its product LHFPL tetraspan subfamily member 3 (gene lhfpl3). The transcript has 4 exons. Gene Ontology annotation, cellular component: plasma membrane. NCBI's taxonomy places the organism in Eukaryota, Metazoa, Chordata, Actinopteri, Pleuronectiformes, Pleuronectidae. The record is from RefSeq and is a predicted model, not a curated record. Gene Ontology annotation, biological process: sensory perception of sound. The coding region runs from base 454 to 1149 and encodes 231 amino acids.